Iphiclides podalirius (scarce swallowtail) is the source of this 2232-nucleotide messenger RNA. NCBI's taxonomy places the organism in Eukaryota, Metazoa, Arthropoda, Insecta, Lepidoptera, Papilionidae. The record is from the annotation of a GenBank genome assembly.
AUGAGAUCUACCAACCCGGCGACCGCGUCUUCCUGCUCACGCACGGCCAGUACUACGGCUGCCUCGCCACGGUACGUUGUAACCCGCACGGCCCGUUCCCCUCACUCCUCCAAUCAGUAUGAGAUCUACCAACCCGGCGACCGCGUCUUCCUGCUCACGCACGGCCAGUACUACGGCUGCCUCGCCACGGUCCUGGACUCUGAGGCGAUACGCAGUGGCCGCAUCAAGGUCUCCGUCCAGGAGAACUUCGAGCCAAUUGUCACGAGUGACGUCAACGCCAGCCCCUACCGCUCGGCGAACCACGCCGCCGCCUCUUGUGGUAUAUCAGCUCAACUGCUGUCCCGCAUUACUGGAACGGUGCUUGUCGUGCUCGGCGAGAGGAACAACUUGCCCACCGAGAACCAGAACAAGUUGAACAUCGGCCUCAAUCUCAAAUUCAAUAAGAAGAACCAGGAGGUGUCGGGGUACACCCGCCGCUGCGCCGUGAGCAACUCCUGGCUCUACUCGGAGCGCUGCAUCCAGCUGGUGAAGAGCUACGCGCGCCAGUUUCCCGACGUGUUCGACAACCUACCCCACCACUUCGACAGGAACAUCGUCUUCGAGGCGGAGCUCUGGCCCGGCGAGACGGGGGGGGGCAAGGUCCAGGAGGUGGUCUCCUGGCUGAAGGAGCAGAAGCACGGCAGCGCGGCGCGUCGGCCCUGCGGCUCGGAGGCGCUGGAGCCCGAGGAGCUGCUGCUGCUGGCCGAGAAGCAGAGGCUCCAGUUCGAGAUGGCGCCGCCGCAGCGCAGCCUCACGCUGCACGUCAAGUGGAGCCUCCUAUACAAGCCGGAGCUGCACGAGGGCAACGUGACGCCCGACCCGUCGGCCGACUUCCGCAUGCACGACCGCGUGGUGUGCGUGUCGCGGCACAUGAGCGUGCCGACGGGCGCGCGCGGCACCGUCACCGCCGUGUACCGGCCGGCGGAGUGCAACACGGUGCGGCUCGCGGACAAGCUGAACGCGGCGCCCAGCUACCAGGUCAUGUUCGACGAGCCCUUCGUCGGCGGCAUGACAGAGGAGAUGUUCGCGGAGCCGCGCUUCUACAGGAUGCAGGCCACGAACAUGUUGAACAUCUCGUACGGACGGAAGCUGCGGCAGGCGAGGAGCGCCAACAAGGAGCCAAGCGAGUGGACGGGCAUCAACGCGCCCAUUCUGCUGCGCCGCGACCAGCACCACUCCGCCUUCGCGAGCUACAGCCCACCGGUGGACAGGAAGACUCCGGUGGCCGAAAAUCGCACCAACGAAGCCAUCAACAAUGGGGCCCCGGCGGACAGUGCCACCAACCUGUUACGUAGUCUUCUAAAAAUUAGCGAAAAUGAGGAGUCCAAAAAGGAUAAUAAGAAUUGGCAUGAUCAAAACAACUGGCGCAAAUCCGAUAGUAAGACUUCCAUCCCAACACCAAAGACAGCGCAGCAGGAGAACUGGCGCAGAGAGGCCAUUCCACCUCAGCCGCAACCCACGCCCAAAGAGUGGACCAACAACAGUUUCAAGUGGGGAUCGAACCCACACCCUCUGGCGCUAAAGACAUGGUCCAUAACCACUAUCCUGAUUUCAGAGCCGGCCGCCGGCCGCGACGUUCCCGUCGGUGGUUCAGCCGCUCCGGGUUCCCGGGGCAACGCAAGUGCCCUUCCCCCAGUUCCGCCCCGCCCCCGCCCCUCUGUCCGCCCCCGCCCCUUAUUCCGCCCCCGCCCCUUCAUCCGCCCCCGCCCCUUCAUCCGCCCCCGCCCCUUCAUCCGCCCCGCCCCUUCGUCCGCCCCCGCCCCUUCGUCCGCCCCCGCCCCUUCGUCCGCCCCCGCCCCUUCGUCCGCCCCCGCCCCUGCAUCCGCCCCCGCCCCCCAAUCCUUCCCCCCGCACUUGCCGAGCGUCAGCAACAAUAAAGUAGUCACCGGCUGGUGGAAGGGCGAGAAUCUCUCAACAGUGCCAAAUGUUAGCAAGCAACAGCCACCCACUGCGGAGAAGGUGAACCACCCUUUUGUGCCACUUCAAGUGCAGACUAGUCAAAGACGAGUACAAAACAAUAGCGGUCCGUCGAACAGCAGAAAAGAUUUGGAGGGACUGCCUGCACCAAAAUCGGUACUGCCAAAACCCCAAUCUAAUAAUGAAACAACAUUCCAACAGGCUCAGAACUCGAGAGGUAAACCACAAAGAAAGAAGAAACCACGUAUAGCCGCCAAUCUCCCCUUCCAGAUGGAU